Messenger RNA from Cadophora gregata, 1419 nucleotides. It is a transcript of the gene FMP21, whose product is annotated as putative mitochondrial protein, conserved. Lineage: Eukaryota; Fungi; Ascomycota; Leotiomycetes; Helotiales; Ploettnerulaceae. Gene Ontology annotation, biological process: mitochondrial respiratory chain complex II assembly. The transcript is spliced from 2 exons. The coding region runs from base 17 to 505 and encodes 162 amino acids. Gene Ontology annotation, cellular component: mitochondrion. The record is from RefSeq and is a predicted model, not a curated record.
AGCAUAUCAAUUCAUCAUGUCACGUCUCCUACAUCGAAAGAUUUCCCUUCCAUCCCGUCGCUUCUUCACCACCUCCCGCCUCAGACCAGCUUUCUCCACUGGCCCAGCACCACCCCGUCUUCCUCCAAAAGAACAAGAAGAGUUUGAGCGUCUCCAGAAAUCAUCCACCGGUGCCUUCAGCACGCCUCGAGCCAUAAAUCCCACAAUCUCAACCACUCCUCGCUCACGCCCACAAAUCAAUCAAUCGCCUGCAUCUGCUACAGACUCGAAGGCAAAGACCGCGGGGGUAGAUGUAGAGGUGGAAGCUGUGGACGCGAGGAUAGCUUCGACGGGGAAAGGUGAGGAGUUGCAUCCUGAUAUAAGGAGAGGUGCGAAGCCGGAGUUUGAGGGAGAGAGGAAUCCAAAGACGGGGGAGGUUGGGGGUCCGAAGAAUGAACCGCUGAGGUGGGGGAGUACUGGGGACAGAGGGGAUUGGAGUUAUAACGGGAGGGUUACGGACUUUUGAAGAGAGAGGGGAUGGGUGGAAUCGUUAUGGUAUUCGUGCGAGGGAUUUGUACAGUUAUUGAGAGUGAUUGUAGGAUAUUGUGGGUGGGUACUGGUAUGAAAGCAUUGCUGGCAUCAAGUCCUGAUUCUAUUUCUAUGCUGGAUCUAGGAAUAGUGUGCAAGCUAUGUAUUAGGUAAGACCGGCCGACACCAGAUGCUCCCAAACGUCAUCCUUCCUCAGACAUGAUGACGCAGGACUCGUCAUCUCACGUUCAUGACCAAUGCAGAAAUUCUUCCAACAGCCAUUUCGCAUAAUCCCAUUCGCAUCGAUAGCUGGGAAUCUGGUACCUCACCCGCCUUGCGUACGGAACUUUGUGAAGACAAUUGCCACGCAUAUCAGCCCAGACUCCAGACCACUGUCUCCACUCACUCUUGAGUACAAAUUCGAAUUUCGGUAGCUUCCACUCCUCAACAGUGCAGUCCGCAAAUUUCUCCUCCGUCUGUAUCGACUCUCUGAUUGCAUCGUCUCGAAUAAUGGAUAAAUGACUUUUGGACCGAGAGACGAAAGCGUCGGUCAUGAAUUUGCACAAUGCAAGUCUUUCGGGACACAUGUCUGAGUCUGAAUAGUAGAGGAUGACUUUUUCAAGGAUCCAGCGCAAUGGAUUUAAUACCGCACUGUUUGACGAAAGUGAAGGCAUUGGCUAGGAGAGUAGAAUCUGGAGAACUUGCUCCAUAUAUGGCAUAAACAGGACUUCGAUCUGGAUUUAAAGCGCCAUCUACAAAGCAGACUUCGAGGAUCUCUUGGCGAAUUGCGCGAUAUUCUAAGGUGUCUAGUAGUGUCUGUCUACUGACGUUACCGGUUUCCCAUGUGGUUUUAGCAAGUUCGCGUGAUAACGAGCAGACUUGAAGGACAGGAGGAUGAUUGUGAAUGGUGAA